CACAUCUAACACAGAAAACAGUCAGCAGACUAUCCAGAAUUCUCAGUUCCUCCUUACAAGGUUGAACGACCCCAAGAUGUCGGAGGCCGAGCGUCAGUCAAUGGAGAGUGAGCGGGCCGAUCGCAGCCUGUUUGUCCAGGAGCUUCUACUGUCCACUUUGAUGCGGGAAGAAAGCUCUUCCUCUGACGAGGACGAGCGCGGGGAGGUGGCCGAUUUUGGUGCUAUGGGCUGUGUAGAUAUUAUGCCUUUAGAUGUUGCUUUAGAAAAUCUAAAUUUAAAAGAGAGUAAUAAAGGAAACGAGCCUCCUCCACCUCCUCUUUGAUGACAUCCCACUUCGCAGACAAUGUCCUCUGUGCUGUAUUUGCCAAUGAAAGUGGACGACAACUAUCUUGGGUUUGUUUUUGGUGAUUGUAAUUUCAGGUCUGUCACUCUUGUUACAUUGUGUACAUUCAAAGGAAGAGAGAGAGAGAUAAAAAAAAAGAUAUAUAUGAUAAUCAUUUCCACUUAAAAUAAUUUUUACUUCUAGCAGGUAAAUGUAGGUUGCAGCGCGGAGGAAAAGACUCCUUUGCGCCCCUGUACUUUUGACAUGCAAAAAAGGCUCUCUUAAUACUCCACAUUCAAACUGAAGAGGAAAAAAAAUGAAAUCUCUAAUGAAGCUGCUGUGUGUAUUUAUGAAUAUUAAUGAAUAAAAACUGCUUGGAUGGUUUACCUUUACUGCAUGAGGUUUUUUGCAGCGUGCAUGAGUUUUAGUGACCUUGUCAUUUAAAACGAGAAUUUAAAUACAAGGAGUAAAACUAUAAAAACACCUUCCCCUCCCCUCCCC
Molecule: messenger RNA, 823 nt
Organism: Euleptes europaea (tarantolino)
Lineage: Eukaryota; Metazoa; Chordata; Lepidosauria; Squamata; Sphaerodactylidae
Product: E3 ubiquitin-protein ligase KCMF1-like
Exons: 2
Coding region: 77-322 (81 amino acids)
Source: RefSeq, a predicted model, not a curated record